AUGCUCGCCACUCGGCGGUCGCUCCCAGGACAAGCAGCCGCGCCGUCGCCAUCCACCAAGCAGAAGUCCGACUCCAAGGAGAAGACAGACGCCAUACACGAGACAGUCACCUACCCACGCGUCCUAGGAAUACGGGACGCAGACCCAUGCAACAACGCAUCCAUGUCCUACGAGCAUCUCCUCCAAUGCGGUCACCUCAUCACCACACCCAUGCCCGACGAGCGAUGCGCACCCAAUUGCUACUGCAUCAAGCACGGAUGGCACGAGAUCAACGGCGACGAGAAGAAGAAGGCGAAGAUGCUGCUGUUCUAUUGCGACGCGUGUGUAGAGGAGAAGAACGAAAAGCUCGUGGCUGAGAACCUGCGUCUCACCCUGCGCGAAAAGGAAGCCACGAAGCGCGAGAAGCAGACUAAGUUUCGCAAGUGCUAUAUCGCACUCAAGAUCACCUCGGUGCCUUGCCACACCGACGGCGCACUACGCAAGAGUUAUACGCCGCGCAAAGAGCAUCAUCCCUUCGAUAUUUCGAUCCCUCGAGUAGGCGACAACUUCUUCGAAGAUAUGCUGGUGAACCCGGUGAAGGAACCGAAGGCGCCUCACAUCACUACCGCGACCGCGCCCAGAGAAGCAAACCGCCCUGUCGUCGGCAGUAGCCCAGCCAACCUCGGCGAAGCCGGCGAGAACUACCUGCGAUACACAGCAGCGCAAUCUGCAGCACCCAAGGCACCCAAAGCCAAGCCGAGCGCCUCCAACGCUAAGAAGACCGCGUCGCUGUCUGCUCCCCGCGAGGCCGCUGCAGCAUCACCGGUAGUACCAAGCUCUGAUGUCGCGCAGAAGAUAUCUCCAAAGCAGUCACGCAAGAGGCCCAUCGUCAUCGACGACGAUGAGGAUUACGUGGACGCGCCGGAGAAAGAAACAGAGGUUGUCAAGAGGUCCAGGAAGCGACAAAAGGCUACUUCGUUGCCGUUGCCGCUGCCAGCUACCCCGAAGAGGAAGCCAGGGCGUCCUAAGGGAAGUGGCCGCAAGAAGGUGUGA
Molecule: messenger RNA, 1032 nt
Organism: Alternaria conjuncta
Lineage: Eukaryota; Fungi; Ascomycota; Dothideomycetes; Pleosporales; Pleosporaceae
Exons: 2
Coding region: 1-1032 (343 amino acids)
Source: RefSeq, a predicted model, not a curated record